AUGUCCGGGCGAUUUGUGCGUUCCUCCAAGUACCGCCACGUCUUCGGGCGUUCGACGAGAAAGGAACAAUGCUAUGAUAACCUUCGCGUCUCCAGAAACGCCUGGGAUACCAACCUGAUCAAGGUUAAUCCGAAACACCUUGCAGUCAAUUGGGAAGCUGGUGGCGGCGGUGCUUUCGCUGUCAUUCCCCUUGAGGAGCGUGGCAAGCUUCCGGAGCGCAUCCCUCUGUUUCGAGGUCACACCGCAGUCGUACUCGACACCGACUGGAAUCCUUUCAAUGAUGAUCUGAUUGCCUCGGGUUCCGACGACGGCAAGGUCUUCCUCUGGCGGGUUCCGGAGAACUUUACUGUGCGCCCCGAUGUUGAAGCCGAUGAUAUUCAGGACAUUGCCCCUGUUGGCAAGCUGAGUGGUCACCCUAAGAAAGUUGGCCACGUGCUCUUCAACCCCGCGGCCGAAAACGUGCUGGCAACGGCCUCGGGCGACUAUACUGUGAAGAUCUGGGAUAUUGAGGCUGGUGCGCCUAAGCUGACUCUCAACGUCGGCGACAUUGUGCAAUCCCAGUCGUGGAGUGGCAACGGCUCCUUGCUGGUCACCACCUCGCGUGACAAGAAGCUUCGCAUUUGGGACGUUCGUCAGGAGCGCCCCGCCCACGAAUCGAAUGGACACUCGGGAGCCAAGAACAGCCGUGCUAUCUGGCUUGGUGAACGCGACCGGAUCGCGACUACUGGUUUCUCUAAGAUGAGUGACCGUCAGCUGGCCCUAUGGGAUAUCCGGGCUGCCCGUGAGCCCAUGAGUGGCUUCAAGACCCUGGACUCCGGUUCGGGUGUCUGCAUGCCCUUCUGGGACGAGGGUAACAGCUGCUUGUACCUGGCUGGACGAGGUGAUGGAAACAUCCGAUACUUUGAGGUCGUGAACGAUAAGUUCGAAUUCCUGUCCGAGUACAAGUCUGCCGACCCGCAGCGUGGUAUCGCAUUCAUGCCCAAGCGCGGUGUGAAUAUGCACGAAAACGAAAUUGCUCGUGCAUACAAGACUAUUAACGACGGCUACAUUGAACCUGUUUCAUUCAUUGUGCCCCGUCGCUCCGACAACUUCCAGGACGACAUCUACCCGCCCACUCUCGGACUGACCCCUGCCAUGAGCUCGUCCGAGUGGUUGGACGGUAAGGAGGCCAUCCCGCCUAAGAUCUCCAUGGCCAGCUUGUUCGACGGCCAAGGCCUUAAGGAGAUUGAGGGUGUCCAGGAAAAGCCUACCACCACUAUUGAUGCUUCCGAGCCCAACCCUGCUGCUGAGCCUGUGGCCAAUAAGCCCGAGCCUGUUGCUGAGCCUGUGGCCAAGAAGCCCGAGCUUGCUGUUGCGAAGCCCGCCCCUGAGCCUGUUCCCGAGCCCACCCCGGUUGCUCGUCCUGCCCCAUCCAUGAAGGAGCAGGGUGGUGCCAUGGCCGCCAUGGUGAACAAGUUUGCCGACGAUGAAGAGGGGGCCGAGUCUUCAGACGAUGAUUCCAGCUUCGAGGAAGUUCCCAAGCCUGUUGAGCGUGCUCGCUCGACUGUCACCGAGUCUGCUUCUCCCAGAGUCAGCAGCCCUCUGCGGCCAAAGGAGACCGAGGACAAGCCCGAGCCCAAGGCCGAACCUAAGUCUGAACCUAAGCCUGAACCCAAGGCCGAACCUAAGCCUCAACCUAAGCCUGAACCUAAACCUGAACCCCGUUCAAUUACUCCCAUCACUUCGUCCCCUACCGCCAGCGAGUCUAGCCUGUCUACUAGCGCCGUCCACCGCGAGAUCGAGGAAAUCAAGAACCUGAUCGCCGAGCAGACCAAGACGAUUGCGUCGCAGUCCAAGCAGAUGCAGAGCUUGACCUCCGAGAUCGAGUCGUUGAAGAGCAAAUUGAACUAA
Messenger RNA from Penicillium atrosanguineum, 1890 nucleotides. Its product is annotated as coronin. The transcript is spliced from 9 exons. Gene Ontology annotation, molecular function: actin filament binding. The record is from RefSeq and is a predicted model, not a curated record. NCBI's taxonomy places the organism in Eukaryota, Fungi, Ascomycota, Eurotiomycetes, Eurotiales, Aspergillaceae. Gene Ontology annotation, biological process: actin filament organization. Bases 1 to 1890 code for a protein of 629 amino acids.